GCAAAAAUGUGGCAGUCGGCAAAACGUCGGGGCAAAUAGCAAAAUUGGCUUAUCAAACAAUAAAAAAUUUUCACGGUCUUACAUAUGCGAUAGGGCAAGACAAGCCCUUCCAGUUUCAGUCCGCUGCUGCUCGAGUCGCCACUGCACACGAUGCGGCUCCUACUGGCUUUAUUUUUAUUAGUAACAGCAGUUGCAGCUGCUCCAAAUCUUGAUUCCGUAUUUCAUCACCUACCAAAUUAUUAUCCCGAACUAACAAAUACUGAUGCUUUCCAUAUUCGAGCAAAACGUGCGAUUUUUGCCGUUCUUGGAAUUGCCAACCAAUGCGAAAAUGGAUGGACUGGUGAUGGAUGCAAAAACCCAAUCUGUACUGAUCCAAAACCUGCACCAACAUCUGGACAGACUUCCAGUAUUGAGAUUAUGUUUAUCCAAGGAAGCUGUGGUGGACCAUUUUACAUCCCUGUCGAUUCAACAGGCAACAAGCCUACCCAAACCAUUCAAAUCCAUGUUUCGGCUGCUGGAAUUCCAUAUGUGAAUAUGACCGAUGCAAAGGGAGUUGUAUUUUCUCCAUCUUACUCCGUAGCCGACGAUAGCUAUUCUCUGAAUGUCUACGCCGAUCUUCCAUCUGGUGGAUAUACCUUGUCCAUUGAUAACCAGGGUGUUCCAACAAGCGAAUGCAUCAUUGAAGUUAAUGGUGACCCCAGCGGAUUGAAAGCUGUGGAUGGAUUUGUGUAUUCUCCACAGUCAGACGACCCUCCAUAUGGUGAAUCUGCAAUCAACGGUGUUCCGAUGUAUAUGGCCGCUCACGUUGACAAUUCACCAGCUCAAGUUCAAUCUAUCACCAUUCGCCAAGGCAAUUCUUUGGCUCCAGUCUACAGAGCAGCUCUCACAAGAAGGUAUCAGUGCGGGUAUGAAUACUAUGCAGGACAGUGGCAAUGUCAACUUGGAAAUGCCUACUUCUAUCAUAUUGAUGGAGUUGACGCCAACGGAUUUAACUUCAGAAGAACCGGAAGAUUCUCAUGCAUGCAACUUCUCACAUCACCAGCUCCUCCAACAACGACCCAAGCUCCGGUGACAACUUGUUUCAACAAUGGAACACUCCUCAAUGUUGCUAACCAAGGCCAAACAUGCUUCUGCUCUGAGCUGUUUAAUGGAAAACAAUGUGAAAAAGUUAACUGUAUGAACGCCGGAUUCCCAGAUCCAGACGGUAAUCUAUGCGAAUGUGCUGCUGGAUACCAUGGAACAAACUGUCAAGAUGUUACCUGUCCACUGAACUGGGAACAAUAUCUUACCAACUACAAGACAUUGGUUGUUAUCAUUCGAAGCACCGUUUCGAUGAAUCAAAACCUAAAUGCGAUCUCCAGUGCUAUCUACAAAGAACUAACAAGUAACGACGGCAACAACUACGAAGUAUACAAAGGAUUUGUCAUUGUUAAAUUUGCAAACGGUGCUUACACCAACACCUACUACCCAGCAUUUGACCAAAAUGCUUUCCUGGCUGCCAUCAAUCAAGCUUCAACUGCUGUUGGACAAUGUUCGGAUGCUACUUUUGAUGCGAUCGGCUCUAUUUUUAACGAAGUCGCUCUCUAUCAAAAAUCUCCAGUCUAUUUGUUCACUGACGCAACUGCUAGUGAUGUCGAGAAAUGGCAAACCGUCAUUGAGCAAAACACUCGCAUGAAGUUCCCGAUAUACACUCACUACUUUGUUCAAUCUAAUUGUGCAUUUGAUGAAAUGAGCCAAGGUUUCCAAGCCAUCGAAUACGCUUCUUACUACAGUGGAGGACUUAUCCUGAGACCAUCUGUUGACUCUUUGCAACAAAUUUUCCAAUACGUGAUCAAAGCAACAGCCUACAAAAUGAACUCGGUACUUAUUGACGAUCUUGCUAGCUGCGCCACUCCAACGAGAGUUUUCUUCGUUGACACUUCAACCACUGAGCUCAUGAUUCUCGCUGUCGGACAACAGUUAACAGUUUCUGUCACAGAUCCAAAUGGAAAUACCAAUACUCUUCUGAAGAUUGUCGACAGUGGAACUACUCAACUGUAUGAGAUUUCAAACCCCGUUGUUGGUGAGCACUUGGUCACAGUUGUGUCAAAUGUGCAAAAUACUCCGUGCUCGUACCGUGUUCAAGCCCGCUCAGAAUAUGAUCUUUUCAUUGGAACUAGCGUCGGAGUCAAUGAUGAUGCUAGUGACUCGGAACCAGUCGUCGGACAAUCUUCUCACAUUGUUGCUCAACUAACAGGACUUAAGGGCAAAGUAGCCGAUCCAUUCCGUCUUUUCUCUGAAAUUUCCAUUACAUCUAAUGUAAAUGUGGACAACAAAUACCAAAAACCAAUGUACUACUCCAGUGGAAAAUACAGAGACGGAUGUGGUUUCCAUAUGUAUUUUGGAGCUGCCGACUUCUGUGAUUUCAUGUCUCAACCAUUCUAUGCUACUGUCUAUGCUGACGAUGGAAAGGGAUUCACCAUCCAAAGAACUACCACUGGUUUCUGCUCUGGAACGCCAACGACACCGUAUCCACCAAACUCUUGUCAGAACGGCGGAGUGACCGAUCCAACAAAUAACGCUACUUGCAUCUGUCCACCAGGUUUUUACGGACAAUAUUGCACAAAUAUUCAAUGCGUAAACGGAGGUACACCAAGAGGAGGAAUGUGUGUUUGCCCAGUCGGAACUGCUGGAACUUUCUGCGAACAAUACAUGUGCACCACUUUCAACAACAAUCCUGACGUUUCAUUCGAUGGACAAUCCAUUGCCUUUGUUGUUUCUACUAGAUCAACUAUGAAGGUAGCUGUUCAAAAAAUUGCAGACAAUGUUCAAGCAAUGACACGUGAUAUGCAACAAGCAUCUGACAAAUGGAUUAAUAAGUGGAUUUUGAUCGCAGUCAAUUCAAACACUUCAUAUUUGCUCGUUAACUCCGCUAGGCCAGCUGACUUUGUUGCUGGGGUUACCAAUCUAAAUGGAAACUUCUCAAACUACGCUGCUGAUGAGACAUCUUGCCAGAUUCAAAUUGAGCAAGCUAUGCUUGGAGCCGUACUUCUUUCUGAGAGACGUUCUUCUGUCUGGGUAUUUGCUGAUUCAGACGGGCCAAAUGAUCUUUCCUACGUUCAAUUGUUUGACGUAUCUCAACAGUACCAACUUUCUCUUAAUCUUGUCGGUGUUGGUUCAUCCAUUUGUACAACACCAGAAAACAACGGGCAGUUCCCAUACUAUCUCAGAAGUUUGUCACAAACGACUCUCGGAGAUAUCUAUAUGACUGAUAAACUCGAUCAAAUUAUGUUAUUCAUUGUCAGUAUGUACAAGUCUGCAGUCUCUCAUAGAUACUACGUUCCUGAUUGUACCAGUGCUACUUCGUAUUACAUGCCAGUUGAUGGAUGGACCCAAUCCCUUACUCUUGCUGUCACUGGAACUGAUCUCUACAGUGUCGAGGUCACAUUCCCAGACGGACAAAAGGGGCAAAAUUCGGACUAUGAGCUCGUUGCUAUAAACGAUCCUGAAACCAAAUUGAACCAAUAUGUGGCUGCCUGCUCUGGAUCAUUCUGGAAUCACAGACAACAAAACUGCUUCACAUUCACCGCUGACAAACUAUCUUGGCUUGAUACAUGGGAUAUGUGCCAUGCUCAAAAAGCAUAUUUACUUCAUAUUGAUAGCCAGGCAACAAACGACUAUGUUGCUAGUCAAAUUGGAUCAUACCGAGUUUGGAUUGGUCUUGCAUUCAAUAAUGGUCAAUGGUAUUGGGAUGUUCCUGAUGGUAACUUUGCUCAGCCUUUGACUGGUUAUACUAACUGGGCACCAAAUGUUGAUCCAACAAACCCAGCUUACAACCACGCGGUAAUAAACAGCAACGGAAAGUGGGAGCCAGCUGAUCCAAAUGAUGCAGCCAACAACUUUGCUGCUUGCAUGAAACACAGAUAUGGGCAAGGAUAUUAUCCUGGAGAGGGAGUCAAUAUUGUCCCUGGAGGCCUCUGGAAAGUUACUGUUCAAUCCAACAGUGGAAGUUGUGAAAUUCAAGCCCGCUCUCAAUCUGAUAUUCAAGUCUUCUUUGGAUUUGUCACUGAUCCGAGAAACGAUAAGCCAAGCACGUAUGCCAACAUUCAAUCAAAUAGCAAUUAUCUUAUUGCCUAUCCAACUGGAGUUCUGCCAUACACCCCUGACACCAAACCGUCGAUGGAAGGAAAACUCAAUUAUGCUGUGUUGUCAAGCAACAGAACUAUCACAAACUCGUUGCCACUUGGAAAUCGUGCUUGCACGUAUGCUACAAUCUCUGCCCCAUUCAGUUGUCCAGUUACAGAUGGGUCUCUUUCGGACUUCUCCAUCAAGUUUACUGGAAUCGAUCAAUACGGAUAUGCAUUCGAACGAUAUUCCGAUGCUCUCUGCACAAAGGCUGUUAUUAACUGUGCUAAUGGAGGAUUCUUAAACAACGGAGUUUGUGUUUGCCGUGCUGGUUGGGUUGGAACCGACUGUAGCACUCCAGUUUGUCAAAACGGCGGAAUCGAGAAAAGCGGAGUUUGUGAUUGUUCUUCAGUCCCACAGUUCACCGGCCAAUUUUGCCAGUUGGCCCAAUGUGAGCCACCAUAUCCAACUUCGUUCAAUGAUAAGGAUAGAACACUUGUCCUUAUGCUUGAAACAUCCUACAACAUGGGAUCAUCAAUCUUCCAAUUGAAGAAAAACUUGAAGGCAUCUCUUGAUAGCAUUAACAACGAUCCAACUACUCAAGGAUGGUUUACCAACUUUGUUCUUUAUCCAUUUGAUUCCACUAGCAACAAAGAUUCAUGGUACCCACCUACAAUUUCUCGCAACUCUGAUGACAUCGUAACUGCUCUCAAGAACAUCAGCACAAUGUCCUGCCCGGGAAGUGCUCCGUGUUCUUCUCAGUGCCCUCGUCCAAUUGUUAGUGUUUUGAGUAGCAUUCUUGAUAUGAAUGCUUUGGCAGCACCAAACUCUGUCAUCGUUGUAAUCACAAGAUCAUCCCCCGAAGAUUACCUUCAAGUUGGUCAAAUUUCGCAGAAACUUCAAACUAAGAAGGCCUACAUUAAUUUUGUAUUCCCAGCUAUCGACUCGCCAUGUGGAGAAGGAUGGAACUCUCCAAAUACUGAUGCAUUGUUCCAAAUCAUCAGCUACUCACAAGGAAAUACAUUUACAAUGAACGCAGUUGAUUUGUCCAAAAAUUUCCUCACUCAGUAUGUUCCAACUCUAUACUCUUCGGGUGGAAUCGCAGCUUCUAAUGGAAAUUGUCAAACUGACGAAAUCAUUUUCCAAGUUGAACACGAAAUGUACGAGUUUUCAAUUGACUUCUACCAUCCACUAAUGGAGACCAUCAAAGUGUUUGACCCAUCCGGUGAUCAGCUCACAUUGCCUGACAACAUUAUUAAUUCUGAUUCAAACUAUAUUGGAGUGUUCCCUGUUAACGAGACUGGUGCCACCCGUGCUGGUACCUACAGAAUCCUCCUGACUGGAACGGGCGGCAAUAACUGUUUUGCAACAGUUCGCGGAAGAUCAAAUCUCGAAUUAUUCUUAGGAUUUGUUGACUCAUCAUCUGAUGGUCAUAACGGAGCAACAAAUGAUGCGACUCACUAUGCACCUGUCAAUCUUGAGAAUAACACUAUUGUUGUCCAUGCAAAUGGUCUUGGUGCCGGAAUUGUCAGAUAUGUUCAAAUUGUAAUGCCAAGAUUCGGAUUACUGCAUACGACUGAAAUGAGAAAGCGUGAUUCUGCGUGUAGCUACGAAUGGUAUGCAACUACUCCGUUCUCAUUCGACUAUGACCAAUACUACGUUAUCAUAUACGGAAGCAGUGAAUUCGGAAGCAACUGGAAGAGAAACUUCUAUGUCAGCACUGUCGGCCAACGCCCACCACUCCCUCCACCACCAGCAACCUGUGAUUUGAACGUUGUAAAACAAGACACACUUUUCCUCAUUGACAGUUCUCUCAAGGAUUCUAACGUUACAUUCAGAAUUCUCCAACAAUUUGCUGUUCAAGCUGUACAACCGUUCAAUUAUGUUAGCGGAUUGGGUCAAGUCGCUGCUCUGAGGGUUGCUGACAAGGCUUAUGGAGGGUUCUCAUACAAUGCUGGCGAAAAUUCGUUUGAUCGAGUUUCUGAACUUAUUUACAACAUGCAAUAUAUUGGAAUUGAUGGCCAAAAUGUCACAGCUGGGCUUCAAUACGCGUUAGAUUACUAUGAUCUGCCGUCGCAGGGUUAUAGAACUGGUUCAGAUGUUCGACAUCUUCUUGUCUACGUUACCCAGACCAACCCAACCGAUGCCGAUCCCUCAGAACUUCUUCGAACUAUCAAACGCUCAGGAUUAUACGAAGUUGUUGUAGUUGCUCUCGACAUGCAGCCAUCUGACAAGUUGACCAAUAUGGUCAACCCAAGAUGCUUCUACUUAGCUCAGGACUUCCAUGAUCUUAUGAAUUACGGAGUCAACUUUGUUCAAGGACAAUCUUGCUUGCGCUGGAAUUUCUGCAACUACUAAACGUCUCCGACUUUUAUCGAAUAUUUUAUUAUAAACAAACUAUCCUAUUCAAAUAAAGACACAUUUUGUUUUUUUUUU
Caenorhabditis elegans is the source of this 6540-nucleotide messenger RNA. RefSeq names its product C-type LECtin (gene hrg-11.3). Gene Ontology annotation, cellular component: extracellular region. Bases 151 to 6462 code for a protein of 2103 amino acids. The record is from RefSeq and is marked reviewed. Gene Ontology annotation, molecular function: carbohydrate binding. The transcript is spliced from 32 exons. Lineage: Eukaryota; Metazoa; Nematoda; Chromadorea; Rhabditida; Rhabditidae.